AUGGACGCGCACAGGGAGGUGGCACUGUCUGGCAUCGUGGUCGACGGCAGGAGCAACGAAGUUAUGCAGAUAUUUACCAUGAAGAAUAUUCAGCGGUUUGAUGGAGGUGACGGCUUCUGUAGUGUGCGCAUGAGGUACUCGCUAAGAAUUGAGAUGGAGGCAAAGGCGCAAGGUGGGAAGAGAAGCAGGACGAAUGGUGGCAGCGGCACGAUGACGGUGGAAAGGAAGGAAGUGGAGAGGGAGAGAAGGCAACACAUGAAAGAGCUGUGUGCACAGCUCGUCUCCUUAAUCCCAAAAGAACACUGCCCCUCAACUGAUACAUUGUCCCUGCUGGGCAGCCUGGACGAAGCAACAACGUACAUCAACAAGCUUAAGGAGAGGGUGGACGAGCUACACCAAAGGAGAAGCUUUGCACAGGCCGAGGCUAGGCUAAGAGGAGGAGCUUGCAGUUGCGUCUCGACGCUCAUGAAUUGUGGCACAGGAUCUAAGUUAGAAAGUGUGAAAGCCGAGAAAGCAUCCGUGGCGCCAGUAGUGGAGGUGCGAUACCACGUCGAUUCAAGCAUGGAGGUGUUUCUCAUAUGUAGCACUGAGAGGUCGAUCAAGCUCCACGAGGUCAUCACCAUCCUCGAGGAAGAAGGGGCGGAAGUUGUCAACGCCAACCAUUCCGUGGCAGGACAUAAAAUCUUCUACACCAUACACUCUCGGGCCUUCAGCUCAAGAAUUGGCAUAGAUGAUUCAAGGGUCGCUGAAAGACUGAGAGCAUUGGUAUGAUAUGAAAUCAAUUUAUAUGCAUUAUUAUACAUUACAAAAAGCAAUAUAUGAAACAUUUCACGGGCAUAGACGAUGUUUA
Messenger RNA from Lolium rigidum, 850 nucleotides. RefSeq names its product transcription factor bHLH162-like. NCBI's taxonomy places the organism in Eukaryota, Viridiplantae, Streptophyta, Magnoliopsida, Poales, Poaceae. The record is from RefSeq and is a predicted model, not a curated record. Gene Ontology annotation, biological process: regulation of transcription by RNA polymerase II. Gene Ontology annotation, cellular component: RNA polymerase II transcription regulator complex. The coding region runs from base 1 to 771 and encodes 256 amino acids. Gene Ontology annotation, molecular function: RNA polymerase II transcription regulatory region sequence-specific DNA binding; protein dimerization activity; DNA-binding transcription factor activity, RNA polymerase II-specific. The transcript is spliced from 4 exons.